This is a messenger RNA of Seminavis robusta, 1407 nucleotides long. The record is from the annotation of a GenBank genome assembly. NCBI's taxonomy places the organism in Eukaryota, Bacillariophyta, Bacillariophyceae, Naviculales, Naviculaceae.
AUGAACCACUCAACAGAUUCCUCCUCCUCCUCCUCCUCCUCCUCCCCCGUGAGAAUACGCAUUGCUGUGAUUGGGGCCGGUCCCUGUGGGAUAACGGCAGCGAAGAAUGUGAUAGAAUCAGGCCUUGAUGAUUUGGUGGUGUUCGAAAAGAGCGAUGCCAUUGGCGGCAAUUGGGUCUAUCGCAGCGAGACGCAACACUCCUCCGUCUACGAGUCUGCCCAUACAAUUAGCUCUCGUUAUCUGUCGGAAUACGAAGAUUUUCCCUUUCCACCGGAUGCUCCCGACUACCUGCCACACAAGUAUCUGUGUCGAUAUUUUGAGCAGUAUGCCGACCGCUUUCACGUGACCGACAAGAUUCGCUUUCAUACAGAAGUGCUACAUGCCGAACCACUGGAUGACGGAUGGAAAAUCCAGAGUCGCAAUACGACAACCAACGAAACCAAAACAGAGCAAUUUGCUGUGCUAAUGGUCGCCAAUGGACAUCACUGGGAUCCUCGCAUGCCCCCCACAUUGACCGGCUUUACAGGAGAACUGCUGCAUUCGCAUUCCUUCAAACACAACCGUCCCUUUCGCGACAAACGCGUACUGGUCAUUGGAGGUGGAAAUUCCGCGUGUGAUGCCGCAGUCGAAUGUAGCCGCGUGGCACAAUCCACCCACUUGAGCAUGAGACGAGGACAUUGGUUCAUUCCCAAAUUCAUUUUUGGCAUUCCGACCGAUGUCUUUCAUGGUGGAACGGUUUGGAUCCCCGUCCCCAGGUUUCUUCGAGAUCUCAUCUCCAAGUUUAUCAUCUAUCUGAUCCAGGGAUCUCAUCGGCGUCUGGGUUUGCAGACACCUUCCUAUGGGGUCCUCGGGGGACACGUCACUAUAAAUUCGGAACUUGCCUAUGCCUUGGGCCAUGGAGCCAUUAUUCCCAAGCCGGGCAUUCAAAGAGUCGACGGAAAGAAUGUCUUCUUUCGCAAUGGGACGUCACAGGAGUUUGACACCAUCAUUUGUGCCACAGGCUACAACAUUAGCUUUCCAUUUUUCGACAAGUCAUUCAUUGAUUGGAAGGAUGCUACAUAUGUUCCUCUGUGGCGACGCAUGUUCCACCCGACACUGCGCAAUCUAUACUUUAUUGGCCUCUUUCAACCCCUGGGGUGCAUCUGGCCAUUGGCCGAUUAUCAAGCCAUGUUGGCUUGCCAAGAAAUCUUGGGUCAUUACCAACGACCCCGCAACAUGGAGGCGGCUAUUGACUGUGAACGUCGCCACCCGCACCAUCGAUUCAUCGAGGCGCCCCGGCAUUCGACCGAAGUAGAUUAUCAUCAAUAUCGAAAGGAGCUACUGUUUGAAGUUGGGAAAUGCGGAAAGAAACCGCAUCGAGCAAAUGCAGCCGCCCCGCUAGUAGAUCGAACGAAACAGUUAGUGUAA